Rotaria sp. Silwood2 is the source of this 1050-nucleotide messenger RNA. The record is from the annotation of a GenBank genome assembly. Lineage: Eukaryota; Metazoa; Rotifera; Eurotatoria; Philodinida; Philodinidae.
AUGAAAACUACCAAUGAAACUGACAAUUUAUUUCGACACAAUGAUACGAAGCAAGAUGGAAAAACUGAAUAUGAAACAACAACUAGUCGACUCGAUCGAUAUAACGAUGGUGGUAGUUAUUACGAUGGUUUAGAACCUACGACUGAUCGAUAUAUUUCAUAUGGAACAACAAUAACAGGUCGCGAAUGGGCUAAUGAUACGGCAAUUCAUACAAAUAGUUUAGAAGAAACAAAUACAUAUCUUAGAAGAUCAUCUAGUGAUCUUUUUAUUGAUUCUAGUCCUCAAAUUAUUCGACGAACAACAAGUAAAAGUCCAAUAAUGUUGGAACAACGAAUUACUGUUCGAUAUCUUCAACCACCACCUGCUCCAGAACCAGGACCAUUGAUUAUUAAAGAAGUGCGUCCACGACAAUCAUCACCACCUCCCCCAUUGAUCAUAUGCGAACAUGCACUACGUCCUCCUACACCACCUCCACUUAUCUUACGGGAACGACCACCAACACCACCACCAGUUAUUCAAAGUGAAACAAUUAUUAAAGAAUUACCUGCUAUGCCUGUUCCACCACGAUCAGUUAUUAUCGAACGUUUUCCACCUCCUCCGGGAAAACCACGUGAUAUUAUAAUUGAGCGAUGGAUUCCCUAUGGACCUCCACCUGAACGUCGUACAAUUGUAGAAUCUGCUCCUGCUCCUAUUGAAUUUCCACGACCAUUUCAUAAAAUUAUUGUUUAUGAAAAUGUUCGUACACGUAUAAUUCGACGAUUUGAAGAUCUUGGUAUUACUCAAGAAAAUCCUGAUACUUAUAUAGCUCGUUAUAGGUCAACACUUUUAAGUCCAACAGUACUUCUUCAAGAAGCUCGCCGCGUGGGUGUUACCGAAGAUAUAUCACCUCCGAUGCCAUCAUCUUCAAUGUAUACAAGUACACGCGGAAAUACUAUUGAUUAUAAUUGGUCAGACGGAGUAAUACGUAGAACUUUUACAUCAUCAGGCGUAUUCACUGAUACUAGACGUGAUGGAUGGACAUACAGAACAGGAUUUCGACGAUAUACUUAA